UAUAUUGUGUUAUCUCAAUCAGAAUAAUUGAACAAUAUGUCUGUAGAACUAGGAAGUAUAGCAGAGGAAUGCUCUGUUAGUAUAUCCUCAUAUAAGCUGCUCCCUGGGGGUCAUAAGGAAGAAUUCAACUUGAUCAAUAGAGAUUAUAAAGGAGAGAACUCAGAUGAUCCCAGCCUCUCUUCACAUAGAGAGUUACCUCCUUGGAGAAAGAACACAAAAGGACAUCGUGCAUCUUCCAUAAUGUCAUUCCAGGGUGAUGUGACAGAUGAGGCCAUUGGUGAACUACCUGAAAUGUAUGAUCAUGAUGAUUAUAUUGAUACAGCAGAUGAAUUGAGUGAAACUCUACCAUUUGAAGCAUUGAAAGAUGCUGUGAGUGGUCAGAUUUAUACAUGUGAUAGAAAGCCAAAAGAGUUGGAUUCAGUAGGGGAUAGUGCAUAUGCAUCAAACCCAGUGCAUAAACACAGAGAUGGUUUGUCAGCUAGUGGCAGUCUGAUAUAUACUCAUGAUCAUAGGCGCCACAUUGACCACACAGAUGUCUCUGACAUGAAUGACUUUGACAUUACAGAUAAGUCACCCAAGAAUAUAACCAAUGAAGUACAAGACCUAAACUAUACCAGUACAACAGAGAGUAAGAGAUCUAUACCUGUUAAUCCUGAAGAAGUCAUGAAGAAAUUACAAGCAUUCAAGGAUAAUAUAGUAGAGCCAAAGGGAGAAUCAUCUUCCUCUCAACAUGGUAUCCUGAAGAAUGCUGCAGCAUACAGCACACCUAGUAUAAUUGUAACAGAGCCUUGUGAUGAGACUGACACAUCACCAGAAGAGCUCAUUGAAACUGAAGGCCCACUAAGUGAAUCAAGCUCUAAUGUCUCUAUUGAUAUGACUGAUUUAGAUAGCAUCAUAGAUAACAUUACGGCUGAAAUAAACAUGCAUCAAAUGAAAUCCAGGAAAAUUAACAACAAAAUCAUCAGAUAUCAAAAACAAACACGAAUACUAUCGAGAGAAGUGGACCGUCGUCAAACGAAAUCUAGAAAGCUAGGAAAUUACUUGAGGAAACAUUCAUCCAGAG
Owenia fusiformis is the source of this 1063-nucleotide messenger RNA. Lineage: Eukaryota; Metazoa; Annelida; Polychaeta; Sabellida; Oweniidae. The record is from the annotation of a GenBank genome assembly.